AAGUCGCCAUUAUUGUAUAAAACGUUUGAUUUUGAGAUUUUAGGGUUUUUCUCCCCUGCAGCCAACCCAAUUUCGGGUUUUCCACUUGUACAUUUCUAGGGUUCCAUCUUCUAAUUCCACUGACGUUUCCUACUCAUAUUUUGCAGCAUUUUCACUAGGUUUCUUUUUGCUAUACCGGUUGGACCUGCUUUUACAUGAAGUCAUGAGUGCUGGUUUAUCACUCUUAAAGCUCUCAUAACUGAACAAAUAUCUGAAUUCUAGUUUUUUUUCCUCCUCCUAUAUAAUCUCUGAGUUUCAGGGUGUUUUCUUCUUUGUAAUGGUCGUGCUGUUUUCGCUGAUACAAUCAUGAGGGCUAGGUUAGUCAUUUUUCCUAUUAGAGGGAGGUCUUGGUGCUUCACGAAAUCAAUCGAUAAAGUUGCGCAAGACUCUGGUUUUAAUCCAAGCUCACUCACUCUGAAGGAUUUGUGGAAGAGGAUUACCAAAAAUGAAGAAGGUGUUCAAGGAAAGGCUGAAAUUGUUACUGAAUUCUUCUCAGAAAAGAUGAAUAGGGCAUGGCUUGCUCUUGGGGAGGCUCCAGAUGGAAGUUUUAAGCAUAAAAUUCAUGGUAUGGGACAGCUUUUAUUAGCGCGAGUUCAACCAUCUGAGUUUUUCUUGAAAUCCAUCUCCAAGGAUAUCACCGAGGUGGAAGUCACAUUCCCUGCAAGCUUGAAUCCAAGGCUUGUUCGCCGUAGGCUGAGGCAUGUGGCUAUGAGGGGAUCCAUUUAUCACAGGAGAUUCUUCUAUGGUUCGAUGUCGUUGCUUCCAUUUACAACGGCUUUAGCUGUUCUUCCCUUACCCAACAUACCUUUCUUUUGGAUUUUGUUCCGUGCAUAUUCUCAUUGGCGAGCUUGUCAGGGCAGUGAAAGACUACUCUUAUUAGCAUCUGACUGCUCAACAUCAUGGGGUUUGCUCCGCACUAAUAAGGGGAACCAUAUGAAGGACAAUUCCAGCCAUAUACCCCUGGAUGCACCUUGUCCUUGGGUUCUGCGAUCUUCAGAAAAGCUCCAGAGACUUCUAAAGAAGAAUGGGGAGGAGAUUCGUGAAAACAAGGUUGCUGCCAUUUGUGAAGCUUACAACUUGAAUAAGAUGGAUGUUCUUAAAUUCAGAGACUUCAAAAAAUAAACAAAAAUCCAAGAAAUGGGGUUGUUAUGCAUUCUGGAUCAUCAGAAUGGAUGGUUCAUAUUCAUUUUCAUUAUUGUAGACAUGCUCGCAAGGAGCACGCCCAGUUUUGAAGUUGUAAAAAAUUGAAACUGGGCUUUGACGGUCAUUUUUUAAGUGAUAGAUAUGGAAACUAUAAAAUGGUGGCUACGAGGAUU
Messenger RNA from Amborella trichopoda, 1355 nucleotides. Its product is annotated as K+-H+ exchange-like protein. NCBI's taxonomy places the organism in Eukaryota, Viridiplantae, Streptophyta, Magnoliopsida, Amborellales, Amborellaceae. Gene Ontology annotation, cellular component: mitochondrial inner membrane. The record is from RefSeq and is a predicted model, not a curated record. Gene Ontology annotation, biological process: proton transmembrane transport; potassium ion transport.